GGCAAAGGUUAAAGUUCAUAUGUCUAUGGCAAGGUCAAAGACGUCAAGUCAAGCCAUUUUGAUUGAAAGAAUAAAGUUGUUUCGAUCCAAACAGUUAAAAAAAAUAACUCGAGGUUCAGUCGGUUUACACUCUGCCAAGCAUAAGGGAGAUGAGACCCGGUUGUGAGGCAUUGGCAAAGGCAAGAAAUGUUCAGGUCUUCCUAUCAAGUCAAAGGUUCAUGAAAGCCGCGAGACAAGCUAAAAAGUUGUAUAAAAGAAAGCUAUUAAUGGGUCUGUACAGAACCAAGCAAAGACAAGAGACAAGCUCGAGAAUGAAAACGUGGGGUGUACAGUCUAGCAGAGAACUGUGGCGAUGUACAGAAAAGAAUUGAGACAAGGUCAAAAUCAUGAAAAGUGAAAGUGGGGUCAAGUAAAGCCAAGCUAAAGAAAAGUGCUUCCACCUUUAAAAUCAACUAUAAUGUAUAUCAGAGAUGCUGAGGACGCCAAGUAUAACUUGAACCAUUAUAGAUUCUAUGGUAGAGAAUUAGAUAUUCAGUUUGCACAAGGAGAUAGAAAAACUCCAAAUCAAAUGCGUGGUAAAGAAAGGUUGCCGUCUCGAAGAGGAUAUUAUGAUAGGUCUGAUCGUGGUAGAUACAGAUCAAGAAGCCGGAGCAGAAGUCCAUAUCGUGACAGGUACAGGUCUAGGAGUAGGAGUCCCUACUAUCGCAGUCGCAGACGUUCACGGUCAAGAAGCUACGAAAGACGCCGACAUCGUUCAUACACUCGCUCUCGUUCCCAUUCGCGAUCUCGUACUCCAGAUCGUGGUUUGUCUGCAUCCAGGUCUCCUUCUCCGCAUAAAAGUCGCAGUCGAAGUCGUUGAAAUCUAUUACCCUUGACUUCCAUAUAAAGAUGUUCCUGAUAUCACUUUUAAAGUAUAUAUAACCACCGUUUAUUCACAAUCGGCCAGGCUGUGAGAUUUUUUUUAGUUGCACAUUUAAAUGGCAGAAUAUAUAACGUACAAGAUGGUUGCCUGUGAAGUUUGUUUCUAUCUUUAUUUAUUGUAAAUCUUUUGUUUCUAAUCUUUGUCAUUUAUUUCUUAGCGAAGAUGUAGUGUAAUGUACAAAGGUUUUUCACCCCAGUCAGUAGAAUUUCUCAACCACAUUUGCAAAUUUUUUGUUUGUACUAAAAUCAUGAAAAUAAUUUGUUGUAAAUUGCCUUUAAUGAUUGUUGUAUUCCGGUUUUGCUUUCCAUUCCUGGUUUUCAUUCAAUUAGCAUCUUUCUAGACUUUACUGUUAGUUAGUGACAUGCUGUUGGCUAUUGUAGACGAGUCAGAAACUGAUUAUUGUUGCCUGCUUUCUUCCAGUAUAACAAAAUACUCUUUAUUUUCUAGCAAAGUUUGCAAUUUUCAGUGUUAUCGGUUAAUAUUCGGAGAAGCCAAUUUUAAACAGUUGUAUAAUCGUCAAUGUAACUCUACGUAAUAUCGGUAGUAGACUGCCUUGUAAACAAAUUCUAGAAAUGGUAUACACGAGAUAAAAUGUCCAGGAUUGUGUCUAUUGCUAGUAUUUGAUCAAGUUCAUUUGGCCUGCUGGUACUACUACCAACUUGAAAACUUUAUUUUUGGCUUGGUAAAUUGCGAUAAUAUUUUGUAAGUCUUUGUAAAGAUGUAUUCAUUAUUGUUUUAGUUAUUUUUAGUGUGUAAUUGCUUUUUGUAUCGAGGUUAAGCCAUUAAAUAACAUUUUUAUUGGA
Molecule: messenger RNA, 1725 nt
Organism: Saccoglossus kowalevskii
Lineage: Eukaryota; Metazoa; Hemichordata; Enteropneusta; Harrimaniidae
Product: serine/arginine-rich splicing factor 12-like
Molecular function (GO): RNA binding
Source: RefSeq, a predicted model, not a curated record